Molecule: messenger RNA, 1560 nt
Organism: Prorocentrum cordatum
Lineage: Eukaryota; Dinophyceae; Prorocentrales; Prorocentraceae
Source: the annotation of a GenBank genome assembly
AUGGAGGCGCUGCUGGUGGAGCUGUGCAGCGAGCUGCUGUGCGUAGGCUCGGCGGCGGAGUCUGCGCAGCGCUGCGCGCAGGAGGCGCUUGUGGAGGCCCGCGCCGGCGACUCCCGCCAGCACGGCAGCGCCGCUGGCGAGGCCGGCAGGCCGCCGCGCCGGGAGGCGCCGCCCACCGCGCCGCGGGCCGUGGCCGCGGAGGGGGACCAGCACCCGCACCCGGCGGCGUUCGGCGAGGGCCAGCCUCGGCUGGUCCUGAGCCCGCAGAUCGGCGCCGAGGGCCGCGGCGAGGCCUCGCGAGGGAGCGGCGCCGAGGGCCGCGGCGAGGCCUCGCGAGGGAGCGGCGCCGAGGGCCGCGGCGAGGGCUCCCGAGGGACCUUCGAAGCGCCGUCCGGCUUCUACAUGCCACAGGUAAGUGAGAGGGAGGGGCAGGACACAUCGCCGACGUGCAGCCCGCAGCCGCGGGUGCCGGUGCAGCCUGCAUCGCCGACGUCGGCCAGCACGGGGCCGUUGAGGUUGCCGCUGCCGCCCGCGUCGUCGCCGACCUCGUCUAGCUCGGGCCUGUCGCCGCAGGCUGCUCUUGCCAUCAGCGCCGACAUCUUCCCCAAGAGGCCUAGCGGAGCCAGAGGCUUUUUCAAGUCGACCUCGAACGUGAGCAUGCCGAGCAUACCGGAGUCGGUCGCGAGCGCGAGCGCGAGUGCCAGUGCCAGUGCCAGUGCCAGUGCCAGUGCGAGUGCGAGUGCGAGUGCGAGUGCGAGUGCGAGUGCGGGUGCAAGUGUUGUCGGGAGCCAAAUGAGCACCGUGUCGAAAGACCUGGUGCAGACUCCGACGCACGCGACUGGCGCCGAAGACUUGAUCCAGCACGACCCGAUCCGCUCGUUCGACCUCCGCGAGUUCUGGCUCGACUCGGCUCCACCGUCGGCCACCAUCUUCGGUUCGAGGUCCAGCGUGUUGAUGAUGAUGCCGUGGUCUGUCCGGAGGUUUUGCGACCGCUUGUUGGAAUGCGGCUCAUCAGUGUUGCAGCGGCGGGCGAUGGCCAUUGUGUCCAGCAGCCGCUACGAGUUGUGUGUGAUGUCGGUGGAUCAUCGCAAACGCUGUUUUCUUGGGCCUGCAGGUGGAGCACGAGGCCCAGACACGGAGGAAGCUGCCGAUGACCGUCGAGGUGGAGGCUUUCUUCUGCAUCGUAUUCACUGUGGAGUUGGCGAUGAAGAUGUACGCUAUGGGCUGCUCCUUCUGGGUCGGGGACGACGCAUCCUGGAACUACUUCGAUUUGUUUGUGGUGGUGUUGAUGGUAUUGGAUUACUUCGGGAGCUUGGCUCAGCAGGAGAACUCUUCGGAUUGGUCUCAAGUGUCCGGCUUGCGCACUUUCCGAGUCCUUCGAGUCAUCCGAUUUCUACGUUCCGUCAGGCAGUUGAGGUUCUUCUCGCAGCUGCGGGUCAUGAUCCGGUCGAUCAUGUUCUCGUUGCGGCCCCUUCUAUGGGCCUCCAUCAUCCUCACGGGCAUGUUCUUUGUAUUUGGUUUGUGCUUCACUCAGGGCGUGACAGACCACCUGCGGGAUAA